Messenger RNA from Eutrema salsugineum, 903 nucleotides. RefSeq lists its product as uncharacterized. Bases 8 to 796 code for a protein of 262 amino acids. The transcript has a single exon. NCBI's taxonomy places the organism in Eukaryota, Viridiplantae, Streptophyta, Magnoliopsida, Brassicales, Brassicaceae. The record is from RefSeq and is a predicted model, not a curated record.
CAUUUAAAUGCAACGACCACCAAAGUCUUUUAAGUCUCUCUCUCAGCUUCCCACUCAUAUGGAAGAAAACGUAGAAAACUCGUCGGCGAUCUCCUUCUCCUCUCAUCAUCCUCUCUUCUCCUGUUUCAUCACUCUCUACAGUCUUAUCCUCAUCUAUUUCUCUCAUGACUCGCUUCUUCGAUUCCUUCUCUCCCCUGUUCUUCUCAUUUCCGUUGCCCUUCUCGCCUCUCUUCUUCGUCUCGGAUCGACCCGAGAAUCAAAUACCCGACCCGAGAAAAGCAACGAAGGAGAAACCAGAACCGUGAAUCUCGAGAAGACUGGAAAAUCUAAGGCUUUGGUUCGUGAUUCUUCGUCGGAGACCAAACACGAAACAGAUUCCGACACGAAACCCGAUUUUGUGGAGUGGGAUUUUAGAGCUCCAUUGGAGGUGAUACAUGAAGAGGACGACGACGAUGAUGAUGACGAAGAAGAAGAAGAGAAUCCGUCGGUGACCCGAUUAAGAGAAAUCGAGAGAUUCCCGUCGUUGUCGCUCUGUUACCCAGAAUCAGAUUCGGAAUCGGAUUCGGACUCCUCGUCGGAGUUCAAUUUUCCGGAGAUCGGUAACUGGAUCUCGCCGGAGAAAGUGGGGUUCAGAUGGGAAGAAGAGGACGGCGAUGGAAUCGGAGACGACGGGUUAAUCGAGAUCAAGCUCGGUGAGUAUAAUCGAAGCCAUGAAAAGAUGAGCAAACGGGAUCAAACAGAGUUGGAUUUUCAUGCAGAGGAAGAUGGUUUGAUCGAGAUCGAUCUCUUUCCAUAAGCAUUUUUUGUGGAUAUUAUACAAAAAUUAAAAGCUGGGUUAAAUCCUAUACAAAUAUCAUCACUUAUAUGUAUGUAUAUACAUGGUAUUUCAGUUUUGAACUUCUG